AUGGGAGCAUGGGUGCAGGGGCAUGGGAGCAUGGGUGCGGGGAAGCAUGGGAUCAGGGGUGCAGUGGAUCAUGGGAGCAUGGUUGCAAGGGAGCAUGGGAGCAUGGGUGCAGGGGAGCAUGGGAGCAUGGGUGCAGGAGAGCAAGGGAGCAUGGGUGCAGGAGAGCAUGGGAGCAUGGGUGCAGGGGAGCAUGGCAUGGGAGCAUGGGUGCUGGGGAGCAUGGGAGCAUGGGUGCAGGGGCAUGGGAGCAUGGGUGCGGGGAAGCAUGGGAUCAGGGGUGCAGUGGAUCAUGGGAGCAUGGUUGCAAGGGAGCAUGGGAGCAUGGGUGCAGGGGAGCAUGGGAGCAUGGGAGCGGGGGAGCAUGGGAGCAUGGGAGCGGGGGAGCAUGGGAGCAUGGGUGCAGGAGAGUAUGGGAGCAUGGGUGCAUGGGAGCAGGGGAGCAUGGGAGCAUGGGUGCAGGGGAGCAUGGGAGCAUGGGUGCAGGGGAGUAUGGGAGCAUGGGUGCCGGUGAGCAUGGGUGCAUGGGUGCAGGGGAGCAUGAGAGCAUGGGUGCAGGGGAGCAUGGGAGCAUGGGUGCAGGGGAGCAUGGGAGCAUGGGUGCAGGAGAGCAAGGGAGCAUGGGUGCGGGGGAGCAUGGGAGCAUGGGUGCAGGGGAGCAUGGGAGCAUGGGUGCAGGGGCAUGGGAGCAUGGGUGCAGGGGAGUAUGGGAGCAUGGGUGCAGGGGAGCAUGGCAUGGGAGCAUGGGUGCCGGGGAGCAUGGGAGCGUGGGUGCAGGGGAGUGUGGGAGCAUGGGUGCGGGGGAGCAUGGGAGCAUGGGUGCAGGAGAGCAUGGGUGCAUGGGAGCAGGGGAGCAUGGGAGCAUGGGUGCAGGGGAGCAUGAGAGCAUGGGUGAAGGGGAGCAUGGGAGCAUGGGUACAGGAGAGCAUGGGAGCAUGGGUGCAGGAGAGCAUGGGUGCAUGGGAGCAGGGGAGCAUGGGAGCAUGGGUGCCAGGGAGCAUGGGUGCAUGGGUGCAGGAGAGCAUGGGAGCAUGGGAGCAGGGGAGCAGGGGAGCAUGGGGACCGGAGAGCAUGGAUGCAUCGGUGCAUGGGAGCAUGAGGGCAUGGGUGUAG
Molecule: messenger RNA, 1110 nt
Organism: Closterium sp. Naga37s-1
Lineage: Eukaryota; Viridiplantae; Streptophyta; Zygnematophyceae; Desmidiales; Closteriaceae
Source: the annotation of a GenBank genome assembly